CUAUUCUCUCUGCUCACGCUGUCAGCGCCGGAAUUACGUCAUCUCUUCCGCUCCAUCAGACAUGGCGGCGCCCAUGGAGAGCGUGAGGAAAGGGAUCCGUUUAUCGGGAAGCGCGACGAGUUUUCAGAAAAAAUCCCGCAGUAAACUGAUUCAGAUCCCUGGGACUAAACCGUCCGUCCACACCGGGCAGCUCAUCGUGUCUUCCGGUGUACCGUCACUGGACUGCGCUCUGGGAGGAGGAUUGGCACUGGGAAGCCUGCUGCUCAUUGAGGAGGAUGAGUUUAACAGUCACUCGCGUGCAUUGUUGCAGUAUUUCGUGGCAGAAGGGGUGAUGAGUGGACACGAACACUUCAUUGCUUCAGCCCAGGAUCACCCUGAUGACCUCGUAAAGGAUCUUCCAUCUCCACUUCAGGAUGAAGAUCCAGAACUUAAAACUGUAUCAUCAAAUCUGGAUCAGCAAGAUGCCAUGAAAAUUGCCUGGCGGUACCAGAACCUUCCUCAGGUCCAGACUGUGCUGUCCUCUUCAUCCCGAUUUGGUCAUUAUUAUGACCUCUCCAAACAUAUGGAGCAAGAUCUUCUACGAAAUGCCAAGAUUCACACUUUCUACCUACCUGAAGUGCAAAUGGGGCCUAUACAUCUCAGUGGUGGUCUUGGCCCCUAUUCUGUGUUGCUACACUCCAUCCAGUUGUUAAUCAGACAAAACGGAUUUGAUGGCUCAAACUCACAGGUGAAGACUUGUAAUGUGCUACGACUUGCUCUUCACUCUUUGGGGUCAGCACUGUGGGGUGAUGAUGUGUGCGUUAACCCUGCCCACAGUCAUGUCCUGUUGACCUUUCUCUAUGCCCUCCGAGCCCUCCUACGCUCCUCCCUUUCUGUUGCUAUGGUGACUGUACCCACACACCUCAUCAGGAAUAAAUUAAUAAGAGCGAGGAUGAUCAGGUUGAGUGAUACAGUUAUCGCUUUGCAAUCAUUCUCAGAUUCAGAGAGAAACAACAACCCACUUUAUAAGGACUAUCAUGGUCUCCUGCGUGUUAUCCAGGUCCCUCGGCUGAACUGUUUGGUGUACGAAGUUCCAGAUACAAAGGACCUUGCAUUCAGACUGAAGAGGAAACAGUUCACCAUUGAGAGGAUGCACUUGCCACCUGAUCUCUCCGAGUCAGUAAGUCGGGUCAGUAAAGUACAGCCUACUCCAGUUUGUACUUCUGAUGGGAACAAAAACAAACACCUGGACUUCUAGAGUGCCCUCACCCCUUUCAUGUCAUCUGUCCCUAACCGUCAAAUAAAAUACAUUUUGUUACAAGGAACAA
Messenger RNA from Neoarius graeffei (lesser salmon catfish), 1307 nucleotides. It is a transcript of the gene elp4, whose product is annotated as elongator acetyltransferase complex subunit 4. NCBI's taxonomy places the organism in Eukaryota, Metazoa, Chordata, Actinopteri, Siluriformes, Ariidae. The transcript has 10 exons. Gene Ontology annotation, cellular component: elongator holoenzyme complex; cytoplasm; transcription elongation factor complex. The record is from RefSeq and is a predicted model, not a curated record. The coding region runs from base 62 to 1237 and encodes 391 amino acids. Gene Ontology annotation, biological process: tRNA wobble uridine modification.